AUGAGAUUCUUUCAUCUACUACUUCUGGUUGUGCUUUUACUGUUCUGCUGCUCCUUCUCCACAGCCCAAACAACUAACAGUACCACUCCAUCCUACACCAUCACAAGAGAUUUUGCUAAUGCUGUCGAUUAUGCUGUUUCACAAAUGAUUAUUGACAGUGAAUUUCUUCAAGGUAUGAACGAUUUAGGGAUGAUUUUCUCCACCCCAUCCUGUUCAGCACUUCCAUAUUCCAAACUAUCCAUCCCAUCUGCUCCCACAACUCUCAAUUUACCAAGAACUAGUCCACUAAUUCUCUGCUAUGAACACGACGCCACUUUCAAUUGGCCAAAAGUCCACGAAUUGGCAGGAAAAAUCCUAAUUCGAAUUUUGAACAACAAGUACAAUAGAGACAUUGCCUAUACCUAUCAAAUUGUGAAUACGACAGCUUUAGGAUAUUUCAAUGCAUUGAAAGCUCAGGUCGAUAGUGGAGCAUGUGAUAUUGCAAUUGCUUCGACUAAUUUCGAUUCUAUUCGUUUGCCACUGGUUCAUUUCAAUUGUCCAUAUGGAACUUCAAGUCCUGGAUUUUUGAGAUCUGCAUUGGAUAAUGGAACUGUCAUUAUUAAUUCAGAAUCUGACAUUGAUAAUUAUAAUGUGACAGUUUUGACAUAUAAGGGAAGUUCGUAUGAUAAUUAUGUCAAGGCAAAGUAUAAGAAGGCUACAUUGAAUAGUAUUGCAUCUGGAUAUACUGAGAUUUUCGAAAAGAUUUUAAAGAAAGAAGCUCACAUUGUGGUUGCAGAUGCAACUGAUUUGGCUGCCUUCUUGAAAUCGAAUAAGGAUGCUUGUGGACCAUCAUGUUUUUCAAAGAUUUUUGGAGAUCCAUUCGCAUUUGGACCUUUUAUUACUAAUAAUAUUAGAGAAUCGAGUGCCUGGUCAGUUUCGAAUAGUUUCGUAUACCAAAUUUUGACUCUUACUUUGCUAGUUUUGUUUUCAAUUUUGUAA
Molecule: messenger RNA, 978 nt
Organism: Naegleria gruberi
Lineage: Eukaryota; Heterolobosea; Eutetramitea; Acrasida; Naegleriidae
Exons: 1
Coding region: 1-978 (325 amino acids)
Source: RefSeq, a predicted model, not a curated record